UUUGUUGUCAACGAUCUCUGCGUGAAAUCGACUGUCAUAACAAUAUCUCUUUCAUUUAGUACAUUAAAAAAGCUAAGAACUAUUUUAUAUAAAACACGAAGUGCUUCGAGUCUCAGAGUCAUGCUGACUAUAGGACGAUUUCUCAGAUCGACGGCCUCGUCGUACUUAAAGAAACCAAUCGAAUCAAAACGAGCGUUGACUGUCAUAGUUAAAACAGAGGAUGGUAAAAUCAAAGGACAUGCUCUAAAAAACGUUGAUAAGGAUGUUGAAUACUUUUCACUUCGGGGUAUUCCGUACGCCGAGCCCCCGAUCAACGAUCUUCGAUUUAAGGAUCCAAUUCCUAAAAAAAAGUGGACCACCAACAUUCGAGAUACCGUAGAUGAAAGUAAUAUGUCGCUGCAAUACGAACCUUUGAUUGGUAAAGUUAAAGGUAAAGAAGACUGUUUGUAUCUCGACAUCGCAACAAGUGAAAUGCACAACUGCAAUAAGCCCGUUAUGGUAUGGUUUCACGGAGGAGCUUUUAAAAUGAGUUCAAACACGCCGAAAAUAUUCGGGCCAGAUUAUUUAAUAAAACACAAUAUCGUUUUCGUCAGCAUUAAUUACAGACUUGGGCUAAUGGGCUUUUUAAAUAUGGACCACGAAGAAUGUUGUGGUAAUAUGGGUCUGAAAGAUCAAAUACUUGCCUUGAAAUGGAUUCAACAAAAUAUUCAAUAUUUCGGUGGAGACUCGAAUAACGUCACAGUUUUUGGUCAGAGUGCAGGUGGAGCAUCAAUACAUGCUUUGUGUUUAUCAUCAGAAGCAAAAGGUCUCUUCCAUAAAGCUAUCAUUCAAAGUGGUGCAUUGACAAAUCCAUGGGCUCAUAUAAAAUCAAACAAAAAGUGGGGAUACGCCUUAGCUAAUUCCUUCGGUCAUAAAUGUGAUACUGAUUUGGAUGUAAUAAAAAAUUUAAAAAAAUUACCAGCUAAGGAUUUAGUUAAGAAGUAUGAAGAUUUAUGUGACAACGAACUUGCAAAGGUUCAACUAUCACUGGUUCCCAGUCAAGAUGCCAAGAGCAAGAAUCCCAUUUUGCCAGGACCCAUCAGAGAGCUAGCAGAAAAAGGCAUCAAUGUACCGUUAAUUAUCGGUUACAAUUCGCAUGAAGGCAUCGUUAGAUUUCUCGGUGACACUUCAAAAAUGUAUGACGAGUUGGACAAAAAUUUCAACGAACUUUUGGCCAGCCAUCUACGAAUUGACAACUGUGAAAAAUUGACUGAAUUCACGGAGCCAAUAAAAAGACAUUAUUUCGGUGAUGAUAAAAUUACUAAAGUUAAAUUCAAUGAAGCCGCGCAGUUUUUCGGUGAUCUGCUAUUUAUCAUGGAAGUCAUAGGAGUGGCUAAGAUUCAACAACAUAAAGAUGUUCCAACUUACCUUUACAAAUUCUCCUACAGGCCUGAUCUUCCAGGAGUUAAGGAAAAAUUCGGGAUAAAAAUUAAAGGAACAUGCCAUGGGGAUGAAUUGGAUUUCUUGUUUCAUGCUGAAGCGAGAAAGAAAAAAAUAUCUGCAGGUACGCGGGAUCGUACAACGAUGGAAAGAAUGACAACAAUGUGGACUAAUUUUGCUAAAUUUGGGAAUCCAACACCUGAAAAAAAUGAGCUUUUGAAUGAGUCUUGGUUGCCAGUAACCAAGAAAAAAUUGAAUUGUCUUAAUAUUUCUGAUGAAUUGACUUGCAGUGAAAAUAAUGAUUUGAGAACAUAUGAAAUAUGGAAACCUUUAUUGUCGCUGUCGCAAUAAUUUGCAUUUAGUGGAUGGACGAUUAAGAAAAUAUCUGCACUUUAUAGCCAUGAUAUAACAUAAAACUAAAUUGAAGAUUUAUAAUUACUUUAAAAAAUAAUGAUUAAUAAAGAUUCUUUUUUU
Molecule: messenger RNA, 1893 nt
Organism: Trichogramma pretiosum
Lineage: Eukaryota; Metazoa; Arthropoda; Insecta; Hymenoptera; Trichogrammatidae
Product: carboxylesterase 5A-like
Exons: 8
Coding region: 121-1770 (549 amino acids)
Source: RefSeq, a predicted model, not a curated record